Molecule: messenger RNA, 2516 nt
Organism: Phycodurus eques (leafy seadragon)
Lineage: Eukaryota; Metazoa; Chordata; Actinopteri; Syngnathiformes; Syngnathidae
Gene: fam151b
Product: family with sequence similarity 151 member B
Exons: 8
Coding region: 103-888 (261 amino acids)
Source: RefSeq, a predicted model, not a curated record
CGUCAGUCACGCGCGCAGCCAUUGGAAUCGUCCGCGUCCGAAAGCCGGUCUGGGAACAACGCAAUUGUGGUGGUCAAAUUUGAUUGUGAAACAAAUCGAGAAAUGUGCGAACAGGCGGUGGAGUAUUUUCAGGGUCGGAUAAGGAAGAAAGACGCCGCCGAGGUGAGCUGGUCACACGCGGUGAACAGCAGGAGCAAACUGGCCGAGGCUCUCCAAGGUCCCACUCAUAUGAUUGAGGCUGACAUCAUUGUGAGAGGUCAUGACCCUAAGGAGCCAGUCAUGGGCCACCCUCCUGACACUGACGGUGACAUCACACUGAGGGAGUGGCUUGAAGGGGUCAAGUCGCACGACAAGGGGAUCAAACUGGACUUCAAGAGCCUGGAGGCGCUUUCUCUUUCUGUGGCCCUGUUGCAGGAAGCGCUGGCUCAGUCGAGCGCCCCGGUAUGGAUCAAUGCCGAUGUCCUCCCGGGACCUGGACGUCGGGACGCACCAUUGGAGGCUCGAGCGUUCCUGGCUGCUGUUAGGACUCUUCCCGCUAAUGUUGUACUUUCCCUUGGCUGGGCCACAAAGUGGACCGCAGGGACUGAUAAUACGGGUUACAGUUGGGAAAUGGUGCGUGAGAUGGAGGCCAUAUGUCGAGGCUUGCAACAUCUGGUCACCUUCCCGGUGCGGGCGGCCCUUUUGGCCCAGUCUGUCUCUGAGCUCACAUGGCUGCUGCAACAGUCAGACAGGUAUUCUCUAACAGUGUGGACCAGCCAGAGCGACAAAUUAAAAGUACAGGAGCUGCUGCCUUACAGGACACUCAUUGAUGUCAGCAGGAUCUGCUAUGACCUACCAGAAGCGCUAAGGACGGAGCUGACAAAGGAGACUUUACAAGAUGAGACCUGAACAAUCAAGUCGUUAUUUUCCUUGAGUAGUUUUCAGUAUCGAAUCCAGCGGGGGGAGAGCAGUGAACCGAGCGCAGGAGAGAGACUGGUCGAAAGGAGGCGGCCAAGACGAAUGCGUAUCAGCCAACGGCAGCACGUCACAUUGCGAACAGACGCAGUAAGGAAUGCGGUCUUGAGUAAGGCAUGUGCGCAGGUAAGGACUCACUUCUUCCCACCUCCAGCGCGUCACAGUGACGAUUGUGAGGCGCCCCCCGUAAAGUCGGAGGCUGCACAGCACGUCAUUCAGAACUGUUACCAUGUUGAAAAAAAAACCCAACAACCCAACAUUUCAAAACAGGACGUUGAAGUCACUCGUUUAAUGAUGAAAAUAAUCAGUUACAUUGAAUGCAGACAUAGGUGGGCGACUGGUUAGAGCGUCUGCCUCACAGUUCCGAGGUUCCAUCCCCUGCAUGGCCUUGCGGAAUGGUGGAUCCGGUUGCCCUUCGCUAGCUGGCACGCCCGCGAAACCUUGUGAGGAUAAAGAGAGACGGACAAUGGCUGGAUGGAUGGAUGCCUUUGUGCUGGAACCGUUUUGCUGUGCAACAGGGGAGUCUGCUUAUUGAAACUUGGUUCUGUUCGACUGAUCAAGUCUGAUUCUCCAUAAGGCUCAAUUAUAAUUCCACAGCGGAAGCUUAAAAACUCCAUUGUGACACAUGCAGGGUGUACCCCCGCCUCCUGCCCGAUGACGGCGGCACGAGGAGAAGCGGCUCAGAAAAUGGAUGGAGGGAUUGUUAAGUCCUUCAGUGAGUCAGUCCUUUUGUUUUUUUUCUGUUUGAACGGCAAGAUUGCGUUUUGUUCAAAUCACCCGCCGCAAGUAGUAGUCGUCGUCGAGUUGCAUUUUGGAUUAAUGAGCACGACCUCGUUACUUCGUAACGUGUUACCGACAUUACUGCCCGUCCGUGCUCCUUGCGUUAUGGUAAUAAAAUGAUCUCCUCCGGAAUAGAUGAGCAAUUGUGACGCUAAAAGAACUAUCGACUUCGAUAAUCCUCUUCAUCGAAUCAUUUCACGAGGCAGUCAAAAAUCACAUCUCUUCAAUGUGGAAAUGAUUUAUUGUGAAGCAUGUACACGAGCAUUCGUAACACGUCAUACAGAGAAGUAACAGUACAUGACCAUCCUUCCCUUUCCGAACAGGGUUUGUGUUAUUUCCAGCAUUGAAUAUAGCACCUCGCCAAGACAAAAGGACAGCUAACUAAUUUCCCCCAGGAAAAACAAACCAAACAAAAAAAAACACAUUUUCAAUUCCAAUAAACUGUAGGAUGCAUUCUGAAUAUAGCCAUGCUUUCCACAAAUCAAAGCCUUUUUCGUCUAUUUAAGGUUAUACAAGCAAUUUUAUAUUUCAAGACCCUAGAGAGCGGUUACUGGGCCAGAUUAAUUUAUGCGUCACAAUUGCAAAAACACCGUCCACCUUGGAAUAGAACUAUACAGACGAAUGAAGACAGUGACACUGACCACUGCUUGCCUCCUGAUCCGCAACAGAAUAAACCAUUAUUUGUCCAGCACAUCAAAGCAAGCAAAGAAAGUAAGAGGAGAUUGCGAAGGAAGCCAAUGUCACCAGCACUUGACAAACGUCACAAAACUUAAUAAUUUAAC